CGUUACAAUACUUCUUAGUAGUUCAAAUCACCAACGAAUCAAUCUUUGACUCUUCCCACUCUACCACCACAAAUAAUAUCUCACUACUAGAAUCCUGGGUCGUUUCCGACUACAAAACUAGCAAAUAUGAGUAUGGGGCUAGCGGAGGAUGACUCAAGGAUCGAAAUACAUGAUAUUCACUGGGAAAUGCUUGAUAAAUCCAAGUUUUUCUUCCUCGGUGCCGCGUUGUUUUCGGGUGUUUCCAGCAUGUUAUAUCCGGUUGCGGUGUUGAAAACACGCCAACAAGUACUUGUAACAGACACACCGUGCUUCAAGAUGGCGGUUUCGAUAAUAAGACGUGAAGGUUUCAAGGGAUUAUAUAGAGGAUAUGGGACAUCUCUAAUGGGCACUAUUCCGGCUAGAGCUCUUUACAUGGGUGCUCUAGAAAUGACCAAGAGUAAUCUUGGUUGCACCGCAGUGAAAAUGGGGUUUCCAGAGGUAAAAGCGGCUACUAUCGCGAAUGCUGUGGCUGGAUUAAGUGCAGCCAUGGCUUCACAGUUGGUGUGGACACCAAUUGAUGUAGUUAGUCAAAGAUUAAUGGUCCAAGGUGGAAAAGGUGGUUCGGUUAUGUAUAAUGGAGGCAUUGAUGCUUUCAAGAGAAUUUUUCAAAGAGAUGGUGUUAAGGGAUUAUACAAGGGGUUUGGUAUUUCGGUCUUGACAUAUGCUCCAUCGAAUGCGGUUUGGUGGGCUUCUUACUCUAUGGCUUAUCGGUCUAUUUGGGGUGGUGUGAGUUCUUAUGGUUUAAAGAAAGAGAAUUCAAUGGUGGUUGUGGCGGUUCAAGGGCUAAGUGCCACGAUAGCCAGUGGAUUUUCGGCGUUGGUUACAAUGCCGUUGGAUACUAUCAAGACAAGAGUGCAAGUUUUAGAAGGUGGAGAGGGUACCAGGAAGGCAAGUGUUGCACAAACUAUUAGGAAUUUGGUGAAAGAAGGUGGAUUUAGUGCUUGUUACCGAGGGUUGGGUGCAAGAUGGGCUUCAAUGGCUAUUUCCGCAACUACAAUGAUCACUACUUAUGAGUCGGUCAAGAAGAUGUCUACUAAGAACCAAGAGUUCUAUGGGUCCCUUCACUGAUUGAAUUGGGUUUUAUGUAGAAUAAGAAAAAGAUGAAACUUAAAAGGUUGGACUACAUAAGACAACAAAGACCAUUUGAUUGUAAAUGUGUAAAUAUGUAAAUAUGUAGAGGGGUUGUAGUAGUAGUUAAGGAUUUUAUUAUCUAGGCUAUAUUAUAGCUAUAAACUUAUCCCUCAGCCUGUUGAAGAAUAAUAAAUUAGUAUUUGCUUUA
Molecule: messenger RNA, 1318 nt
Organism: Helianthus annuus (common sunflower)
Lineage: Eukaryota; Viridiplantae; Streptophyta; Magnoliopsida; Asterales; Asteraceae
Product: solute carrier family 25 member 44
Exons: 1
Coding region: 127-1107 (326 amino acids)
Source: RefSeq, a predicted model, not a curated record